Aplysia californica (California sea hare) is the source of this 407-nucleotide messenger RNA. Its product is annotated as beta-hexosaminidase B-like. The record is from RefSeq and is a predicted model, not a curated record. The coding region runs from base 97 to 333 and encodes 78 amino acids. The transcript has 2 exons. Gene Ontology annotation, cellular component: membrane. Gene Ontology annotation, molecular function: beta-N-acetylhexosaminidase activity. NCBI's taxonomy places the organism in Eukaryota, Metazoa, Mollusca, Gastropoda, Aplysiida, Aplysiidae. Gene Ontology annotation, biological process: ganglioside catabolic process; glycosaminoglycan metabolic process; carbohydrate metabolic process.
AUAUCUUUUGAUUUCUCUCACCUCUCUUUUUCUUUCCGACAAAAGACAAAGUGCUCUAGCCAUAAUUCAUGAUCUGUGUACAGAUACAUUGACGUUAUGGCGAUGUACAAACUGAACAAGCUCCACCUACAUCUCACUGACGACGAGGGCUGGAGGAUUGACAUACCUGGUCUUGAGGAGCUCACCCAGGUUGGAGCCAAAAGAUGCCACGACGUUACAGAGACUCGAUGUCUCUUACCUUUCUUGGGCACAGGGCCGUACUCCGGCCCACCUGGCUCCGGCUUUUACACAGUGGAGGACUACAGGUGUGGGACUAAAUGCGUGUCAUCGUGACGAAAUCAGGCACUCACCUAAAUAAUGAAAUCGAAGAAACGGGCAUUUUUCUGGUUGUUAGAAAAUUUUUAUAU